UGUGACCUCUCUUACACCUGACACCAGCAUAGCAACAGUAAAUCAUCCGACGAGAAUCUCGUUGAGAAGAACGUUGCUUGAAUUCGGGUUAAGCCUCUGAAUGAGUUGUAAAACGUGCACAUUAUCGGACGUUUAGUGAUUGUACAUCGAGUGCCAUCAUGUCUGGACUGAAUCCGUCAAGAACAAUUUAUAAUUCAGACGGAAAAUGUUUGCUAGAAAACUGGGUUGAGGAGCGUCAAGUGCAAGAGCGAGGUUUGGACAAAGUCCCGGGCAACAUGAAGUAUGAGAAUAAGUCUCUUCCUUUCAAAGAUGGUCACACUGCAAUCCUGUCCACUCCUAGCUACCAAGAUGCAGGCACACCAUUAUCAACAUGUAUGGAGUCCUACGCACAACCAGAAAAACUCAACGUCCGAACUGUUGGGAAGAAAAAAGAGUUGAUGGAGCGAGCACUGUAUGCCGAAGUUGCCAAAGAUGUUCAGGAUGAGGCUGACCAACCUCCACCGAUGCCAGAAUACCAGUCAGUCACCCACAAAGACUUUGAUGUGGAAGGAUUUGUCUCUGAACUGCCAGCUCCUGAGCUAGAGCACAAUGUAGCCAAUGAACAACCUAUCACCUUCUGGAGUGAACACAAACAGAAGAUUCCGGGAGUCACACAAGUCAAGACGUUAGACACACCAUUCAGGAAGAAUACAUCCUUCAGCAAGCCAAUUGAUGAAUAUUUCAACGAGGCACAACCAUAUGACAAAGAAGGUUAUCCUUGGAUGUGACACUGAUGCUACCCCUUCAGAGUUUACUCACAUGUACACGUAGAUAUUUCAGGCCACACUUUUUAUUUUUCUGAUUAGGAAUCUACCAAUAUUUUUGAAGGCCUAGUGGGGACAAAAAUUCAAACUCAAUUUUGGCCAGUUUUCAGUUUUUGUGAUUGUUGCAAUGGCAGUGUCAGCAUGGGCAUCAAUCUGUGAGGGAUAGGGGGACUUGCUAAAGUGGGGGGGGGUUAUCAUAUCAUUUGCCACCUUUUUCCCAGAACCUAAAUAAAAAAAAGCAGGGGGGAGUAGGCCUACAUUUGUUCCAUAUUUCUCAUAAAAUUAUUUGAACAAUAAAACAAGUCUUGCAAAAGCAUUUACUAAAUAAAUAGUUAAAGUGGUCAGAAAUUGCUUCAGAUCGCACGACAAAACGUCUUGAAUCCAACAUAGUCCUGACACUGUUUGGUUUGUGCUCCCAUUAGUUCUGUAUCAAGGUUAUCCCCCCCCCCCACUUUUGAAAAAUGAUUGUUGCCCAUGAGGGCCAGACCAAACUCAAAGAAUGAAUUUUAUUAUUUAUAAGCAACCUCAUAGUCAGUGUCAGUUUGAAGUUUUUCUGGCCAUACAUAAUGAUAAUAAUACAUGUAAUACACUAUUCCUGAUGCUCUGGAUACUACAUCACAAUUAUUGAGUCUUCUUAGGAUCCCGUUAGAGAUUAGUGUUUUCCUUUUCACAUUACUACUUCAUUUGUUUUUAGGGGUUUUAUGAGACAGAUAUACCACAGAGGAACAAACUUUUCUGCUGGCAAGAUUUGUGCCUUCAUAGAAAAUCUUUCAUAGGAAAUUAAGUUAUAAUUUCACGCACCUGUAUAAUUGACAGUUUGCAAAGGAGCAAUUUCAUUCACUGUCACUAACCAUGAGAGUUACUGAAGUGUAUACAACCAGUUCCUCUAGUUUAUGAAGUAGUGUUCCAACAGUGCUUUACUUCACAUCACAAGUGAUUUUUUUUUCAUCUGUUUGGUUCCAUCCAUUGAUAGUGCCUUCUUUAAAAAGUGUGGCCUCACUUGUACAUACAUAUUGUAGCAGGUUACAAAUUGUUUGUCUACCAUUCAAGUUUAUCAUUUUAAUAAUGAUGGGAGACUUUUGUUUGAUGAUGAUGUGUUAUCAUAGAUAAACUUUAAAACAAAACCAACUUUUUAUUGUGGACUUAAAUAAUCACUGAUGCAGAUUCAUUUUCUGGUAGUCCUAAAUUGAUUUCUGUUGGAUGGUAUACUUGUAUUUCUAAAUUACAAACAGUACUGUUGUGACUGAUUCUGUUGUAUCCGUCCGAUUAGUUACUUGUAUUUGUGAGUUCUGAUGCUUACCAAACAAUAAAUAUGUUUUCAGAUAUUCAUGGAACAUUUUUCCUUAGUUACUAUUCAGUUUGUAGUGUUUCUGUGAUAUUUUUGUUCUGAUUAAGCCUUCGGUUGACUAUGUUAAUUAUUGUAUAAUUCGUCGGCAUGUAUUUAUUUUGUUUACUGUUAGAUUAUGUGAAUGUUGGUCAUUCUAUGUGUCUGUUGUGUGUUUUAUGUCUCAAUAUUUCAUUCGGUAUUGUUUUAUUUAUUUAAAAGUAUGUCUAGAAGCCUCGGACUCCAGAAAAUUCCUCCACGUUGGUAUUGGCAAUUUUACAUGUGUAUAGUUACUGUAUAUUAUUAUUUCAUGUACAUUAAAUUUGUUCUCUGCAUUAUGGAAAUACA
This is a messenger RNA of Acanthaster planci (crown-of-thorns starfish), 2475 nucleotides long. Its product is annotated as sperm-associated antigen 8-like. The record is from RefSeq and is a predicted model, not a curated record. Lineage: Eukaryota; Metazoa; Echinodermata; Asteroidea; Valvatida; Acanthasteridae. Gene Ontology annotation, cellular component: cytoplasm; nucleus. Gene Ontology annotation, biological process: positive regulation of transcription by RNA polymerase II. Gene Ontology annotation, molecular function: microtubule binding.